Messenger RNA from Hylaeus volcanicus, 2985 nucleotides. RefSeq names its product protein inturned (gene in). Gene Ontology annotation, cellular component: cytoplasm; cilium. Gene Ontology annotation, biological process: cilium assembly; vesicle-mediated transport; establishment of planar polarity. The transcript has 11 exons. Gene Ontology annotation, molecular function: protein binding. NCBI's taxonomy places the organism in Eukaryota, Metazoa, Arthropoda, Insecta, Hymenoptera, Colletidae. The record is from RefSeq and is a predicted model, not a curated record. Bases 170 to 2983 code for a protein of 937 amino acids.
CUACUCAUGCAUUCAAGUCUUCAGGUAGCAUUUUCUUGACCCAACCUUUUCAUGGAAAAUUGAAACAAAGUAAAUGUUUGAGUAACAAUUUGAAAUAAAUUGACUGUAACAAUCUGAAAUAAGUUUUUCGAAUAUUUUAAUAAAGUAUAAUACAAGUUUUCAUAACAACAUGGAUGAAGCAAGCUCUAAAAACGUAUUGCUAAAAUUACAAUGUAAAUAUAAUGAUCAAAUUUGUUCUGUAGAUAAUAUGAAAGAUGAUAAUGAACAUGACUGGUGGGCAAGUGACAGUGGUUCAAGUACUGGAUCAUAUUAUUCAGAUACAGAUAGCUCUACAGCGGAAUGGGAAUCAGAAAUCAGUCCUACAGGAGAAUUAUUUUACAUAGAAUCUGUAACAGAAAGCAUAACUGAUGAUCAAUGUUCAUUUAACGAAACACAACAUAAUUCUCAACCAGAGCUAACAAGACGUCGUAGUACAAGAGCUGGAAAACUAAUGAGACUCAUUAGACGCAAGGAGAGUAAGCGUUGGAGUACAAGAAAUAGAAAAAGUAAUCCUAAUACUGUAUCAAACAAUAUAGUAAAUGCAGGAAAAGAAGGGAAUACAAUUAAAGAAGUAACAUUCAGGGAUUUUCAAGCUGGUGAGAUUCGAGAAGUUACAUUAUGGGUUGACCCAGAUAGAAGACAUAAAUUAGGGAGAAGAGCUACAUUAUGUGAAGCAUAUUUUGGAAUCACUGCAGGAAUGUUUUCAGAUAAAACACGAGUUAUGGUUGCUGGAUUUAUUCCAGAUGGUGAAGCAAUGAAAAAUAAAAAUAUUAAAAUUGGAGAUUGGCUGCGAAGUAUAAAUUCAAAUGAAGUUACAUAUCAAAAUUUAGAUCACAUAUUGUCUGAGAUAACUGUUUCAACAAAUGUAACAUUAGAAUUACAAAGAGUUGCAGGUAUUGAUGUUACAGCAAAAUUACCUGGAUUAAAUUGUCCUAAGCAAUCUGUGCUAGUCCAGAGAUUAAUGAAUAAGGAAGAAAGUAAAGAUCUAAUGCAGUCAAUAUUAAAUUAUCCACUUGGUGUACUAUAUCUCAGAAUCACAGAGCUUUCAGAAAUGGGAUCAGAAUUACAAGGCGUUCUUUAUACGCUUCCUCGAUCAGAAAAUAAAAAUACCCAUUCUAUUCUGUGCACAGCAAGAGGAGCUUUUAUAACUCUUAAUCAUUUACUACCAGGGAUAGCAGGUUUACAACCUACUAGUACUACUAUACAGGUAGCAGAAGAGGAAAUUCAUAUUGUGUAUACGUCUCGCGAUGAAGAGUUACUCUUAAUAGCAUUACCAAAAAAAUGUUGUAGUCUUGAAGAAGCAGUUAACUUAUCAGCUGAUAUAGUUAGAACUCUAGAGUUUACAUAUGAGUCAUUAACAAAAUGUUUUACACCUCAAGAAAAUCAUGCUGCCUUGGAUCAUUUUUUCAUUUUAAUUAUUCAACAAUUACUAGAUAUAAAAGGUUACACAAACAACGUAGGAUUAACUAAUCAUUGUAUGGAAAUUCAUAAUGAUAUUGAAAGUAUGGAAAAUUACAAAUUCAGGAGCACUUUUUCAGUUGCAAAUUUCAUAGAGUUAUCAAGAGAUGCACAAAUUCAAAUUGAUGCUGCUUUAAGUGAAAUGGAAGCAAUGGAUUACAGAGAUUGGAAUGAAGAUCCUAUGGACUGUCAGAGGCUGUAUACAAUUCUAGGUAGCUGUAUCUAUCACAAACAUUAUCUUCUUGGAUCUCACUUGACUCAUGACGAUCUGAUUGAAGUAAACUCUUAUCUCCGACAAAAUUGUCUUUUUAAUUUGAUAGUUAAUGAACCCGUAAAAAGCCUUGUUAUUUGGAAGAAAGUCUAUCCUUCUUUGUAUAAAUGUACAAAUGUAGAAAAUAGAAGCACUCAGCCGUUGGUUCCCAAUGGAAAGUGGUUCUUACUUGUUGUUGGAUAUGGAUAUGAUUUAUUAGCUGUCCUCUUAGAAUCUGGUGGAUGUACUACAAAAUGUAGCGAAACUACCGGGCCAGAUAUAUUUUACGUGGAAGAAGCUCAAGAAACUCUAAAGCAUAUACAAAAAAUAGGAGUAACAACUUUGGCAGCUAAAUGGAUUGCAUCCAAUACAAGACCAGAAGUAAUACCUUACGAAGAUUAUGUAUCCGUAAAACCACCAUCCAGCAUCACAGAAAACUUCCUGGGUCUUAUAAAAUCAAACGAUAUACAAAGUCCUUCUACCAAAUCAUCUCAUACUACAAUUACCAACAGAAGAUCUCAAGAAAUACCUUCUAUUUUAAAGAAGCGUAAUACAGAAGAGAGUCCUAUGGUCUUAGGAUCUGUAUAUUCUUUACAUACAUCAGAAGAUUCGUUAAGUCAAGGAACAGGCGGAAUUAGUGAAAUAAGUGACGAAACAAUGCCUAUAUUAGGAAGACGCGCAACAAGAGAAAAGAUUGCUAGUGGAUCAAGAUAUUCAGAUGACAGUGACUCUGAUAUCGAUAUGUACAAGAGCAACUGUAGGAUGUUAAGCAUGGAUAUAUCUAACAUACGAGAAAAUCUAUUAAAUCAAGCUGAAUAUUUGACACCAAAAAUAUUGACAACAGGCAAUAAAAAUUAUUUAUAUCACUAUGUGCAAUUAGAUAUGGUUGAAGGAAUUCUUUUAUCUUCAAAGCCACUAGAAAAUUCAGCAAAGGAUCAUAAGAUUCUGGUUAAUUUUAACAAGUGUAUUCACAUCAUACAUAAACUGUUGCAUAAUACUGUGAGAUUUAAAAAAAUGUUGAACUCAGAUAUGGACAAAACUGUAAUUAAUAAGAGUUUAAUUGCUGUUAAAGAACAUGGUGUGCUAUUUGAAUGGGAAAAUGUUACAUAUUGGGUUGUUGGACGACUAUAUACGACUCCCCAUCCAAAGGAGUUAUACAUAUGUUAUCAAGAUUCUGCGCCACAAAAUUUAAUUGAAGUGGCAUUCAAGUUACAUUCGUUGCAUUCGUUAACAUGAAA